AUGUGUAUGGACUACAAGGACCUCAAAAAGGCAUGCCCCAUGGACCCCUUCCCGCUCCCCAACAUAGACCAACUGGUGGACAAGACGGCGGGAUGCGCACUCAUGAGCUUCCUAGACGCCUUCUGGGGGUACCUCCAAAUUUUCAUGCACGAGGAUGACGAAGAGAAGACGGCGUUCACCACCCCCGAAGGGGUCUUUUGCUAUCGGGUCAUGGCAUUCGGGCUCAAGAACUCGGGAGCCACGUACACAAGAAUGGUGGCCAAAGUGUUCAAGAAGGUCCUCGGCCGGAACUUGCAAGCUUACGUCGACGACAUGAUUGUGAAAAGCACGGAGGCUGACCUCCACAUAGCCGACUUGACCGAGAUAUUUUCCAUUAUGAGGCAAUUUGAUUUACGUUUGAACCCCAAAAAGUGGACUUUCGAGGUACACGGAGGGAAAUUCUUGGGUACAUGGUCUCAAAGAGGGGCAUUGAGCCCAACCCCGAGAAAGUCAAGGCCAUCCUAG
Molecule: messenger RNA, 504 nt
Organism: Ipomoea nil (Japanese morning glory)
Lineage: Eukaryota; Viridiplantae; Streptophyta; Magnoliopsida; Solanales; Convolvulaceae
Product: RNA-directed DNA polymerase homolog
Exons: 1
Coding region: 1-504 (167 amino acids)
Source: RefSeq, a predicted model, not a curated record